Molecule: messenger RNA, 816 nt
Organism: Pseudozyma flocculosa PF-1
Lineage: Eukaryota; Fungi; Basidiomycota; Ustilaginomycetes; Ustilaginales; Ustilaginaceae
Exons: 4
Coding region: 1-816 (271 amino acids)
Source: RefSeq, a predicted model, not a curated record
AUGUCAAACAGCCUCGACAAGCUCCUCGGCCACCAUGUACGCUUGACCCUCUCCCCACCCGCGGCGGCACCCAGCUCCUCUUCUCCUCCCGCUGGCUCCCGGCCCGCGCGCCAGCUCACCGGCAAACUUUGGGCCUACGAUCCCUCCCUCGGCGCAGUGGCCCUCGAAACGUCGCCGGAACCCUUGCCCACCCUGCUCGCAUCGGCACCCGCCGCCGCCGCCGCUGCCCUCCACGCCACUCGCAAUCGCUCCUCGCCCAACACAUCGGCCCCCGCCUCGACUGGCUUCAAGAUUGUCAAAAUCUCCGAGAUCAAAAAGGUCGAAUUCAUCCCGUCACCGCAGCAGCAGCAGCAGCAGCAGCAGCCCAACAGCUCCAGCACACAGUCCGAUGCAGCGCCUCGGCCAGAUCCAACCCAAGGCCUGACGCCCACGCAUCCCGUGUCUCUGGCCGUGGCCCAGGCCAGGGAGGCGCACGCCGUCAAGCAGAGCCUGACAAAGGCAGCAAAGCUGGGCGGCAAGGAAGUCUCAGAGAUCGGCCAGCUCGUAUUUGAUGCCCUCAGCAAGACGCUGCCAUGCAGGUGGCAUGGCUCACAUAUCAUCGUUCUGGACGAGGUCGUCAUCUCUGGUCCCGGCUACGAUCCCGCGUCGACCAACGUGCCGAACCUGGAUCACCAACAGCUGCGUUCUUUCGUCGACGGCACCAACGUCGGGCCCAUACCCAAUGGCGCGCAAGCGAAGGCCAACAGCUGGAAUCGUGUCGUCAAGGUGCUCGAGGGAGAAAGGCGAAAGAUCCUGGCCAACCAGACAGCGCAAUAG